Acaromyces ingoldii is the source of this 2340-nucleotide messenger RNA. RefSeq names its product ATP-dependent DNA ligase. The record is from RefSeq and is a predicted model, not a curated record. The transcript has 2 exons. Gene Ontology annotation, cellular component: nucleus; mitochondrion. Gene Ontology annotation, biological process: Okazaki fragment processing involved in mitotic DNA replication; DNA repair; DNA recombination. Gene Ontology annotation, molecular function: DNA ligase (ATP) activity; DNA binding; ATP binding. Lineage: Eukaryota; Fungi; Basidiomycota; Exobasidiomycetes; Exobasidiales; Cryptobasidiaceae. Bases 20 to 2260 code for a protein of 746 amino acids.
UCCGCGCAGCAGCGAGACCAUGGCGGGCCAGACGAAGCUUGGCUUUUCCUCCAAGGGAACGGCUGAGAAGAAGGAAGGAAAAGGAGUGCGAGAGGAGGACAAGUCGAAUGGGGCAUCUGGGAAGAGGAGCAGGCCGCUAGCAGAGAGUGACGAAAGCGAUGACGAGGAGCCGCCGAAGAAGGACGUGAAAAGGGGAGCAAAAGCUGAUAGCGAGGACGACGAGUACAACGACAAAGACGAAGAGGAAAAGGAGGAGGAGGAUGCGGAGAAAGAAGAAGAAGAAGAAAGGGAGGAAGGAAAGGCCGUCAAACAGCUCGCGUCCAUCUUUCUCAAGAAACAGCUGCCCACCGAGUCCGAUGCCUCAUGGAAGCAGGGGCAACCCACGCCAUACUCGGCCAUGGCACAAGCAUUUGCAGAGAUUGAGGCUACAACAAAAAGGUUGGCCAUCCUCGAGAUCCUCACUAAGCUCCUCGUCAAGGUGGUCAAGCUUUCUCCAGAAGAUCUGCUGCCGUGCGUCUACCUGUGCAUCAACCGGCUAUGUCCAGACUACGAAGGACUGGAGCUAGGGAUCGGGGAGAGCAUCCUUGUCAAGAGUAUCGCGCAGAGCACGGGAAGAGAUGUGGCAAGGAUCAAAAAGGACCUCGAGGCAAAGGGAGACUUGGGCCUCGUAGCCAUUGGAUCGCGGCAGAAGCAGCCCACGAUGUUCAAAUCGGCCGCUCUGACAGUGCGCAGUGUCUUCAAGCAGCUCAAGGAGAUUGCUGCUAUGACGGGCAACAAGUCGCAGGAGCGCAAGAUUGGCGGCAUCAAAAAGCUGCUGGCCGCAUCGCAAGGCGAGGAGCCAAAGUACAUUAUGCGCAGUCUCGAAGGAAAGCUCCGUAUCGGCCUGGCAGAAAAGACUGUCGUUGUCGCUUUGGCCCAGAGCAUUGUAUUGGCCAAGUCUAAGCAUCCGACGACAGAGACACUGGAAAAGGCAGUCGAGACAGUCAAGAGCGUCUACAGCGAGCUACCAAGCUAUGACAUUGUGGUGCCGACGCUUUUGCGAGUUGGCGUUGAAGGUCUGCGCACAGAGUGCAAGCUCACACCGGGCGUGCCCCUCAAGCCGAUGCUUGCCAAGCCGACAAAGGCAAUCGGCGAGGUCCUCGACCGCUUCGAGGGGAAACCGUUUGUGUGCGAGUACAAAUACGACGGCGAGCGGGCUCAGGUCCACUGGUUCCUCGACGAAGACGGCAAGAGGAAGGUGACGGUCUUCAGUCGAAAUUCGGAAAACAUGAGCGUCAAGUACCCGGACCUUGUGGAACAGAUUCCACGGGCAGUGGUAGACGGCGUCGACUCGUUUGUCUUGGAUGCCGAAUGCACGGCGUGGCAAAAGGCAGAUGAGGCGAAUGGCCAAAAGGCGCGACUGCUCCCCUUCCAGGAGCUGAGUAAACGAAAGCGCAAGGACAUCAAGGUGGAAGACAUCAAAGUCAAGGUCAAGCUGUUUGCGUUCGACCUCCUCUACCUCAACGGCGAGCCUCUUUUACACCUUGACCUGGCACAGCGAAGGGAGAAGCUAUUCAAGAGCUUCAAUCCGGUCGCAGACGAGUUCGACUACACAAUCAGCAAGGAAUGCAUCUCCAGCGAAGAGAUCCAGACAUUUCUCGACGAGAGUGUGAAGGAAGGCUGCGAAGGACUGAUGGUCAAAACGCUGCAGGGCGAAGAGGCGACGUACGAGCCAAGUCGAAGGAGUAUCAAGUGGUUGAAAGUCAAAAAGGACUACCUCGCGGGUACUGGCGAUUCGUUGGACCUCGUCGUGAUCGGUGCAUACUACGGCAAGGGCAAGAGGACUAACGUCUACGGCGCCUUCCUGCUUGCUUGCUACGACUCCGACAACGAGAGCUACCAGGCCGUGUGUAAGCUCGGCACGGGCUUCAGCGAAGAAGACCUUGAACUGCACCAUUCCACGCUCAAGCAGCUCGAAGUGGCUGGGAAGAGAGGCUACUACGAUGUGGGCGAGGCGAAACCUGACAUCUACUUUGAGCCAAAGGUCGUCUGGGAGGUUCUCGCCGCAGAUUUGUCCCUAAGUCCAGUCUACACGGCAGCCAAGGGACUCGUGGAGCAGCGAGGCAUCUCGUUGAGGUUUCCUCGGUAUAUUCGGAUCCGUGACGACAAGGAAGCAGACGAUGCGACGGGACCCGAGCAGAUUGCGGAAAUGUACAGGAAGCAGGCUACUGCGUCCAAGUCGGGCAAGGGAGGCGCAGACGAAGACGACGGCUAUUGGUAAUCAAACAACCUGUACAUCUAAGAAACUUCAUUGAGCCCAAUAACAGAUUUAGUCAUUACGAUUGAUUGUUCUAGGGUAGG